AUGAGGACAGGCUUCCCGGACACCAAUGGAAGCUCAAAUGGCGCUGACGACCUGCGCAAAACUGCCUUAAUCGAUGUCGAGCUCAAAAGACUCAACAUAGCGGUUUCCGCACUGCAAGAGACCAGAUUACCGGACGAAGGCUCAAUAUGCGAGGCCUCAUAUACAUUUUUCUGGAAGGGAAAGGACUCUGCUGCCGAACGUGAGCAUGGCGUUGGUUUCGCAAUCCGCAAUGAUCUCCUUUCCGCAAUCGAAACUCCUCGAGGAAUUUCGGAGCGCAUUAUGGUGUUGAGGAUGCGAAGCAACUGCGGCUUUGUUACUUUUAUUUCCGCAUAUGCCCCAACACUAGUUUCACCUGACGAAGCCAAAGACCAAUUUUACGACCAACUCACUGAGACGGUACGUGGCGUAAGUUCUAGUGACAGGCUUUACAUCUUGGGUGACUUUAACGCCCGGGUCGGCCAGGACAGCUCUGCUUGGCCCGAUUGUGUGGGUCCCCACGGCAUUGGAAAACUCAACGAGAACGGACAACGUUUACUUGAGUUCUGCUCGAGCCAAUUGCUGUGUGUGACCAAUACUUUCUUCAAGGGUAAGCCUAUGCGUAGGGUGUCCUGGAAGCACCCUCGCUCUGGUCACUGGCACCAGCUAGACCUAGUCCUCACCAGAAGAAAAGACCUCCGUAAAACCAUUCACACGCGUACAUUCCACAGCGCUGAAUGUGACACUGAUCAUUCCCUAGUAGUAACACGUGUAGCCCUGAUCCAUAAAAAGAUUCAUUCGUCCAAACCACCUGGUAAGAAGAAAUUAGACCUUCCUAAAACUAGGCAUGACGAUUUGAUUCGUGAUUUUGAGGAUUUGGUACGUAAGGAGACUGAAACUUGGGAUGUAAAUGCGACCGUCGAAGACGAAUGGAGUAAUGUCAGAACUCUUCUCACGGAAACAGCUGCCAAAGCUUUCGGCUAUCAGAGAGCUAAAUCUUAA
Messenger RNA from Melitaea cinxia (Glanville fritillary), 978 nucleotides. RefSeq names its product craniofacial development protein 2-like. Gene Ontology annotation, biological process: chromatin remodeling. The record is from RefSeq and is a predicted model, not a curated record. Gene Ontology annotation, molecular function: catalytic activity. The transcript has a single exon. Bases 1 to 978 code for a protein of 325 amino acids. Gene Ontology annotation, cellular component: nucleus. Lineage: Eukaryota; Metazoa; Arthropoda; Insecta; Lepidoptera; Nymphalidae.